Amphibalanus amphitrite is the source of this 957-nucleotide messenger RNA. RefSeq lists its product as uncharacterized. Lineage: Eukaryota; Metazoa; Arthropoda; Thecostraca; Balanomorpha; Balanidae. The transcript is spliced from 4 exons. The record is from RefSeq and is a predicted model, not a curated record. Bases 32 to 652 code for a protein of 206 amino acids.
GGCCGGCCACUGCCAGUGCGGCCUGCUGGUGAUGCUAGAGUCGGCUGGAAGUCGGCCCUGGACUCUGGGCGAGACGGUGAUGGAGACGGGACCGCGACCGGCCGACUGCCGCCAGCCCUCCGCCGAGAUCGACUGCCUCAACUCCUGCGCCAACACGACUGUGGUCCUGACUGGCGACAUGAACCUUCGAAUGCUGCCUGUUCGAAUCUCCAUUGAAACUCAACGUCACGUCUGUCUGACUCUUCGACCUCAAGAAACUCGGACCUCCGAGCCGAACACCAUCGUGGAACGAACUGCUAGACGUCUGUCUGUGGGAGGAUUCUACCGCUACUGCUCUCACGACUGGAUGCAUACCGGUGUCGUGUUUCCCGACAAAAUCUGCUGCCUGGAAAACAAGGUGGUCGACUGUAAUGACAUCAAGGAGCCUAAAGCGCUGCCAUUUAGAACAAUAUUCCGGAAGAGACGUCAAAUCCUCUACAGGAACGUUGCCAAGCACUCGAUUAAUCGGUCAACAGCCCAGUUCAGCGAUGCUGCAGGGAAACCGCCUGUCAAGGUGGCGAAUCCUCGAGCCCACCUAUUUGGCCCGCGCACUGGUCGUGCGUUUUACGCCCCUUACCAGUACACUGAUAAGGCUAAAACAGAUGAUUUCUAGAAUUAGCUUCGCUCUGGUUUUAGCAAAGCGUGUAUCGUAAGCGCAUGACAUGUUUCGCUGUGACAUUUCCAUGUUUAUGUGUGGCUGUGAAGUAACCGGUUGCGGAUUAUUUCCAUCGUAAUUUGUGGUGUUUUGCUAUGUCUGAUUGAAUGAUGCGUACGCUUAAAUAUUUAAAUGAUGAAACCGCUGCAAAGUGCAUUAUGUUCGAUUAACUACAUGGUUGAAACAUGUGAUGUGGCUGUGAAUCAUACAUGCUAGCAAUCCACGAGCUUCCCAUAAACCGUUUGGCUGAAUACACAUUUUGA